AUGCACUCGCGUCGACCCGAGACCUUGAAGAUUGACAUCUCCAAGUAUAGGGGAGUCGAAGAGGACUCCCUCUUAAGAUGGUUUGUCGAAUUAGACGACGCCAUAAGGGCGCGUCGCAUCGUCGACGGGGAAAUGCAAGUUGCAUUUGCCCAGUCAAACCUGGCAGGACGUACCAAGACUUGGGCACUGGGGCUCAAGUUGCACGACCCAUAUGCGUUUGGGUCGUUGGAAGUCUUCAAGUCGCGGCUCAGACAAACGUUUGAGCCGCCUAGAGCUGAGUUCAGAGCUCGAACUGAACUCUUAAAGCUCAAGCAGGGUAAGCGUGAUGUGCACGCUUACGCGCAGCAUAUACGACAUCUCACGAGAUGUAUAAGUUCCAAUCCGGUGGAUGAACACACGUUGGUUUCGGUGUUCAUGCAGGGUCUUGCGGAUGGUCCCGUCAAGACUCACCUGUGCCGACUUGAACUAGAUUCACUAGAACAAGCCAUUUCCAUUGCGGAGCAGGAAGACUUCAGUCUGAGACAGGCUCGCGCCAGCUCGACAUCAUAUCGUCCACCGAGACGAUAUGACAGCGGAGGUCCAAAGCCGAUGGAACCCAGUUAUGUAGGGAGCGAGAAGGCUCGCUCUACAGACUACAAGAAGUUGCAGAGAUGCAACAGAUGUCAAAAGGCAGGACACUACGCUUGCGAGUGUAGUGCCCCUCGUCCAGUGUCUCGCAACACUGGGCGUAGUGAACGUCCACCCAUGAGAAAGGGGCAGGGACACGGGUCCGCUGUUGGUGCAAAGACGCAACAACGGGAUGGACCGUCAAAAAACGGACAGGAUCAGUAG
Messenger RNA from Peronospora matthiolae, 831 nucleotides. The record is from the annotation of a GenBank genome assembly. NCBI's taxonomy places the organism in Eukaryota, Oomycota, Peronosporomycetes, Peronosporales, Peronosporaceae.